CCGCUGCGCGAGACUAGAGGAUUAUCAGUGCACGCGCUCAGGUAGAGGGGAGCGGAGGACAGCUGACUUUCUCUGGGUACAGCUCACUAACAGACGCUCCCCUUUCAGCUUCCUCCCACUACUUCACAAUCUUCUUCCAGUCUCCAAAGGUGAGAACAGGUCUACUGUGUCGGAAGCGGGAUUUUUGGGACCAAGCCCUAUUUCUACUUAAAAGAAAACAAGCCUGAGAGAAGAAGUCAUGGACAGAGAAAGACAUAUGAAGAGAAAAGCGGCUACAGAGAGGAAAUAAGCUUCACACGAUCACAAGGCGAAGAGUCUGCAGAGGGAAUAGGAGCAGGAUGGGGAUGGAUUUCAGCACCCUUCGGACUCUCAUCAACCGAUAUUGUGCUGGUGAGGAGAACUGUGUAGACACCAGGACAGUUUACAUUGGACAUAAGCAGCCUCCUCCAGGAACCGAGGCCUUCAUACAGCAAAGGUUUCCAGACAACAGAAUAGUCUCUUCCAAGUACACUUUUUGGAACUUCAUCCCCAAGAACAUGUUUGAGCAAUUCAGAAGAGUGGCCAACUUCUACUUUCUCAUCAUUUUUCUGGUUCAGUUGAUCAUCGACACGCCCACAAGUCCAAUCACCAGUGGUCUGCCGCUCUUCUUCGUCAUCAUAGUGACGGCCAUUAAACAGGGCUAUGAGGACUGGUUGAGACAUAAAGCAGACAACUCUGUCAACAAGUGUCCUGUCCACGUGGUGGAGCAUGGGAAAGUGGUCCGCAAACAGAGUCGCAAGCUAAGGGUUGGAGACGUGGUGUUCGUGGAAGAAGACGAGGUCUUCCCGUGCGAUCUCAUACUGCUUUCCUCGUCUCGGGACGAUGGGACGUGUUAUGUUACAACAGCUAGCCUGGAUGGAGAGAGCAGCCACAAAACAUACCAUGCAGUGCAAGACACCAAAGCCUACAAAACGGAGGAGGAGGUCAAUUGCAUCCAUGCCACUAUAGACUGUGAACAGCCGCAGCCAGACCUGUACAAAUUUAGGGGCAACAUCAACAUUUACAUGGGAAGUGAGCCUGUGUCCAGGUCUUUAGCUUCUCAGAACUUGCUGCUUCGUGGAGCAACACUGAAAAACACUCAAUAUAUUUAUGGUGUUGCUAUCUACACUGGCAUGGAAACCAAGAUGGCUCUCAACUACCAGUCCAAGUCCCAGAAGCGAUCUGCGGUGGAAAAGUCAAUGAAUGCCUACCUGGUGGUUUACCUGUGCAUCCUCAUCAGCAAAGCCAUCAUCAACACGGCGAUGAAGUACGUGUGGCAGGCCGACCCCAACAGAGACGAGCCGUUUUACAACGGGAAAACUGAGACAGAGAGGCAAAGACAUGUUCUGAUCAGGGCGUUCACAGACUUCUUAGCCUUCAUGGUGCUUUUCAACUACAUCAUCCCUGUAUCCAUGUACGUCACGGUGGAGAUGCAGAAGUUCCUGGGCUCCUAUUUUAUCAUGUGGGACGACGAGAUGUUUGACGAGGAGCUGAGAGAGAGGGCUGUAGUCAACACGUCUGACCUCAAUGAGGAGCUGGGACAGGUGGAGUAUGUAUUCACAGACAAGACGGGGACUCUGACAGAGAACAAUAUGGAGUUUAUAGAGUGCUGUGUGGACGGAAACGUUUACGUACCUCAUGUCAUCUGUAACGGACAGGUGAUGCCCGGUGCUUCUGGUAUCGAUAUGAUCGACACAUCGCCGGGGCCUGACGCCAGGGAGCGUGAGGAGCUGUUUUUCCGUGCGUUGUGUUUGUGCCACACGGUGCAGGUGAAAGAGGAGGAGACGGUAGAUGGGAUCAAGCAUGGCAUCCACCAGGGGAAGUCCUCCUCCUUCUACAUAUCAUCCUCUCCUGAUGAGGUGGCGCUGGUGGAGGGCAUGAAGAGGCUCGGUUUCACCUAUCUGCGCCUCAAGGACGGUCAUAUGGAGAUCUUAAACAGGGAGGAUGAGAUAGAGAGGUUUGAGCUCUUAGAAGUUUUGACUUUUGACUCGGUGAGACGGAGGAUGAGCGUUAUCGUCAGAUCCAGCAAGGGUGAGCUGUUUCUGUUCUGCAAAGGAGCAGAUUCCUCCAUCUUCCCCAGAGUUAUCUCAGGAAAGGUGGAGCAGGUGAAAGCAAGGGUGGAGCGCAAUGCAGUGGAGGGGCUGAGGACGCUUUGUGUCGCUUAUCGGCCUCUGAGUACUGAGCAGUACGAGCAGGUUUGCCACCUGCUGACGAGGGCGAAGUUGGAGUUCCAGGAUCAGGACAAGCUGGUGGCCGAGGCUUACGACCUCAUUGAGAGAGACCUCAUCCUGCUGGGAGCCACUGCUGUGGAGGACAGACUGCAGGAAAAAGCUGCAGAUACAAUAGAGUCUCUCCAUAAGGCAGGUAUGAAGGUGUGGGUUCUGACCGGGGACAAGAUGGAGACAGCGGUUGCAACCUGCUACGCCAGCAAGCUGUUUCGCCGCAGCACCCAGAUCCUGGAGCUCACCACUAAGCGGACAGAGGAGCAGAGCCUCCAUGACGUCCUGUUUGAGCUGAGCAGGACGGUCCUCCGGCAUUAUGGAGCAAUGCCCCGCGACACCUCUUCUGGUUUGUCUGGUGAAUAUACCGACUACGGCCUGAUAAUCGAUGGAGCCACCCUCUCUGCUGUAAUGAGGCCCAGCCAGGAGGACUCAAACUCAGGGAAUUACAAAGAGAUCUUCCUGGAAAUCUGUCGUAACUGCAGCGCAGUGCUCUGCUGCCGAAUGGCUCCUCUUCAGAAAGCACAGAUCGUAAAAAUGAUCAAAGCUUCCAAAGAGCAUCCGAUCACCCUCGCCAUUGGAGACGGUGCAAAUGAUGUCAGCAUGAUCCUGGAGGCUCACGUUGGCAUCGGUAUUAUGGGUAAGGAGGGUCGGCAGGCAGUAAGAAACAGUGACUACGCUAUCCCAAAGUUUAAACACCUCAAAAAGAUGCUGCUUGUCCAUGGACACUAUUACUAUAUACGCAUCUCUGAACUUGUGCAAUACUUCUUUUACAAGAAUGUAUGUUUCAUCUUUCCUCAGUUCCUCUACCAGUUCUUCUGUGGAUUCUCUCAGCAGCCACUGUAUGACACAGCUUACUUGACACUCUACAACAUCAGCUUCACAUCGCUGCCCAUCCUGCUCUACAGCCUCAUGGAGCAGCACAUUAACAUGGAAAUCCUGAAAAAGGAGCCGUCGCUAUAUAGAGAUAUCGCCAAAAACUCGUUGCUAACGUGGCCCAUCUUUAUUUACUGGACUGUCCUGGGUGUGUAUGAUGCCAUUGUGAUGUUCUUUGGUGCUUACUUCCUGUUUGACAACACCACCUUCACCAGCAAUGGACAGCUAAUGACAACCAACACACAGAUGAUGUUUGGAAACUGGACGUUUGGGACGCUGGUCUUUACCGUUCUCGUUUUCACCGUUACAUUCAAGUUGGCUCUCGAUACUCAUUACUGGACGUGGAUCAACCAUUUUGUCAUCUGGGGUUCACUUGUCUUCUUUGUUGUCUUCUCUCUGCUGUGGGGAGGAAUUAUUUGGCCUUUCCUCAAUUACCAGCGAAUGUACUACGUGUUCAUGCAGAUGCUGUCCAGCGGUCCAGCCUGGCUCAGUAUUAUCCUGCUGAUCACGGCCAGCCUGCUGCCAGAUGUGGUGAAGAAAGUGUUCCUGAGGUCGCUAUGGCCCACAACUACUGAACAAAUACAGAAUGCUGAUAAGCUCUACAAGGGCCACCUGUCGGAGUUCACCCCCUUGGCGGUUCUCCACCCUCCACCCAAGGUCGACAGCCACCAGCGAGGCUCUGAAAACCAAAGGAAGGCCCUGAACCCACGAAGCUGUGUUACUCUUUUUCUCUUCUUCUCCCUCUGGAGAAAGGAUGUGGAAAGUAUCCCACCUCUGCUAGCGCCUCCUCCACCUAUCUCACCGUCACCAUCCACUGUCCCCUUCUGCUCGUCCUUUGCCAUUCCUCCACUGAUUCAUCUCUCCACCCAUCGUGAGGCAGAGCAGAGAUGCUGUUUUGAUCUCUUGAUUUGGACCUCGAUAAACCAAAGCCUUGUUGCUGCUACAGUAGAGAUACUUUUAGCUGCUUUACAUUAGGUGCCUUGUGCUAGUGUGUGAAAUAAAUGAUUGUUCAUGUGCUUUACGGUGCAUUAAGUGUUUGUAAGCACUUGGAUGGCAUAAAGGCUCUGCAAAGCAUGGAUGUACAGUAUGGAAGCAAACAUGAAUAGUGAAUGGGAGAAUGGAGAAAUAAUAAAAAGUGAAUUUAAGAAUCUUUUUGCAGUCUGCUGUUUUAAGUUUGAACAAAUAGAACUGAAAAAGACUUAAAAAAGAUUUGCACAUGAAACAUGACAUUACUAUUUAGUUUUUCUUCAGUUUUUUCCUAUUUAUAUACAUGUCACCAAAAAAUUGAAUAAUAAAUAAAAUAAAUAUUGUGAGUAUAAAUUAUUAAAAAACUUUUAUUAACCCAAUUUGUUGUUGACACAUACUCUAUUCAUGCUUUUCUGACAUUUUUUUCCAAGCUCUCCUCUAAAAAGGCAUGCAGUAACCAUCGCCUUAUAUAUGUUGGUACUCCGUUAAAUAUUUUAUUGCAGCACCAGUCUCCCACGUUAAAAAUGUUCCCACUCCCACAAAACUCCAAAAGCCUUUGUACGAGAAAGCGGCCCACAGCAUCAUUCCUCCUCCAUCUUCCUUAACAGUGGAUUUUUUUCAGUCUAGGCCAAACUGGUGUAUCAUCAUCCCAAAGCGCAUGAUUUAAGUUUAGGACCCAAGUCGAUGUGUUUAUGUUUGUGAUGGUAGGACAGGAAAAGCUUUUACAACACAGCCUUGUUUGCAGAUAUAAGUUAGUUUAGGUAAGUAUCUAUUAUUCUUCAGAGCUGUUUACUGAUUGUUGAAGAGCAUUACUACUUACAUUCAAUAUUUUUUCCAGCAAAAUAGGAAGUCAGGAAUUACUAAUAAACAUUUUAACAUGAAUUCAUUUAGGAAUAUAGGAUGUAAAAAAAUAAAUAAUACUUAAAUUAUUUUGUUUGCAGAACUUAAAUUAUUCCCCCUCCCUACAUUUUAUCAUGGGAUUAUGUUGCUGCAAUAAUACAUUAUUGUAUUCUAAGGCUUCCUUAAUAGUCACACCUGUACUUAAUUCAAAUCCUAACCUUCAAAGUUUUUAGAGCUUUAUUGGAAAGAAUUGGAGACCUAACUGAACAUAAAUACGCCAUCUACACUUAAAAUAGGACCUCAGUUUUCCAGCUCAGACAUUUUAACUUAGCUAUUUAUUCAGUUUACAUCAAAAUCAAACAAAUCAUUAAAAACAGUAAACCUAAAUAUUACCCUUGAUUGUUCUCUACCAUGCAAUACUAGAUUUUUUUCCAAUGUGGAGACAGUAUUUUAUGUGUCUUAUUAAAGCAGUUGUGUAAUUAAGCCACCAAAACCUGUUUUUACCAAACGCCAGUGCACAUGAGUGUUAAACUAUAUGCUUAGCUUUCAAUGUAUAAAACCUGUUUUGUUGUUAGUUGACGGUUUGCAUCAGCAUUGUUUGAAGACUGACACAUUGUUAUAAAGGCUUUUAAAGCCACCAGUCUUACUGUAUUUGUCACUGUCGUCCUGUUUGUGCAAGACGGCCUUUGUACGUAAAGCUUUUGGGGUUUUUUUGUGACGCAUCGUUGUAAGAAAUCUGUACAUCUCAUAGCUAAUGGUGUGGACAGACCGCUGUACCCUCAGAUACAAUACAGGAAAAUGUAAACAUCGUUAUUUGCUAAUUGUUGUACAGCAUUUGGGUGUUUUUGUAUACGGUUUUUAAGAGUUAUAAUCAACAUUUCGUUGUGGAUAUUUGCCAAUUUUUGUUUUUCUUUUAGCGUUUAAUGGCAGACGAUUGUACAUUUGCUCCAAAUAAAAGCCACGAGUGGAUGUAUGGGUAAAAA
Cyprinodon tularosa is the source of this 5902-nucleotide messenger RNA. RefSeq names its product ATPase phospholipid transporting 11A (gene atp11a). The transcript is spliced from 32 exons. Gene Ontology annotation, molecular function: ATP hydrolysis activity; magnesium ion binding; ATPase-coupled intramembrane lipid carrier activity. Gene Ontology annotation, biological process: phospholipid translocation. The coding region runs from base 339 to 4088 and encodes 1249 amino acids. The record is from RefSeq and is a predicted model, not a curated record. Lineage: Eukaryota; Metazoa; Chordata; Actinopteri; Cyprinodontiformes; Cyprinodontidae. Gene Ontology annotation, cellular component: trans-Golgi network; endoplasmic reticulum; recycling endosome.